AUGGUUGACUCUCCCAUCGAAGAUAAUCACGACAAUGAUGCUACACCUGCUCGCAUCUCUAGACCAUCCUCUGUCGCAGAUCAUGAAGGCUCAUUGAGGCAGAGCGUAAAUGUAGCAUUAGUCACCGAAUCAAGUUCGAACAUUGACGAAAUCGAUAUAUUGAUCAGCAGCGAAGAAGAAGCCAUUGAAGUCGUCGGCUUUGCAUCUUGGCUUAUGGCGGAAGAAAAAGCAAAACAGUCACUUUCGGCCCUCAAUACUGCCAUUCAUCUAUUUCGGCGAGUCAUAGACCACCGUUUGCCAACACACCCUCUCUAUUCAGACGCAUUGCACAAUCUUCAGUGCGCAUUGGUUACUCGGACGACGCACACUGGUGAAUUGUCCGAUUUGGCGGAAAGUAUGCGCCUCCAAUUAGAGCCACACUCAGGUACAAACGACAUACAACAUGAAGACAAUACCCCCUCGGGUCAACUUGAAGAAGACGACGAUGAUGUGAAAGCUAUGGAACGAGUUGCCAAUAUUCUGUUAUCAGAAUUCAACCGAUCGAUAUCUUUUGUCGUUUGCGACACGGUUAUCUUCCUCCUCAAUCAGGCCCUUCCACAUCUGGCGUCACUGCAUGAUACUCGGUUGACAGCUUGCAGUACACUUGCUGAAGGGCUAUAUGCUCGACAUCAUCAUCACGCUCGUUCAGUGACUAGUGACCUAGACGCAGCAAUUUGUGCCCUCGAUGACGCUCUCAAAAUUUGCAAAAACGAGGAUCAGGAACGUGAAUUAGUCAUGAAAGUCACCGAGUUGUUAUUUCAACGAUUCCUUAUUGCCGGGAAUGCCUCUGACAUGGAGGCGAUUAUCCCUUACCUGAUGAAACUGAUUGCUCAAGAAAAGAAUGCUCCAGACGACAUGUUUAGAUGUGCGGUACAAUUUCAAGAACUAUUUGAAGACACGGGCAACAUAAACCAUUUGGAUACCUCCGUCCAGUUCUACAGGAAAGGUAUGAGACAGCUACUCGAAGGAAGCGACGACCUUACUCGUUGGAUCACCAACCUGGCUUCUGCCCUGUUGACCCGGUUUAAGCACAGCGGUCAGGAAAGUGAUCUUGAAGAAGCUAUAUCUCUGUACAGAACGGGCCUUAAGCUGCAACCGUCGCACCAUCCCCUUCGACCUUUGACUCUCAACUAUCUAGCAUGUGCUCUAAUUGCUGAAUUUGAGCAUGGAGUUCCGAACAACAUCCUGGAUGAAGUUAUUACUCUGUACAGAGAAGUCCUAGGACUGUUACCACUGCUCGAUCCCUUUCGAACCCUAAUUCAGAUUAGCCUAGCAAAUGCACUGUGUCUCCGCUUUUCGGGGGAAAACGGACAGCAGAGUGAUAUUGAUGAAGCAGUUCGGAUAUUUAGACAGGUCCUUGAAUUGCAACCUGAAAAAUCCUCGUCUCUCGAGAAUGUGGCAAGCACAUUGUGGUUGCGAUUUCAGAAAGGACGUCAACAAAGCGACCUUGAUGAAGCCGUUACAUUGCUCAAACAAGCUCUCGACCUUCGACCAUGGCCUGAUUCCGAACGAUUCUCUUCUCUCAACAAUCUUUCCUGCAGAUGUGCUUCUCUAACCAAUCUGGCCACUUUUCUCUCCACCCGCUAUACCCAAGGCGGUCAGCAAACUGACCAGGAUGAAGCUGUCUCUUUGGUUAGGGAAACUCUUGAAUUACAACCAGUUCCUCAUCCCGAGCGAUUCAAAUCUCUCGACACGCUGGCUAGCAUGUUGACGUAUCGAUUUGAGCGGCAAUGUGGUCAGAGAGCCGACCUUGAUGAAGCCAUUUCUCUACAGAGACAAGCUCUUGAACUUCAACCAUCAACCCAUCCCGAUCGAGUUAACUUGCUCAGCAACCUGGCGGUGGCUUUGAGUGACCGUUUUAAGGAAGAUUGUGUCCUAAGUGACCUUGAUGAAGCAAUAUCGACUUAUCGGCAUGUUCUCGAACUCCAAACGUCAUCUCAUCCUUUCCCACACUCGAUUCUUCGUAAUCUAGCCAAGGCCUUGCUGACCGGGUUUGCGUCACGCAAGCAGAAAACAACUGCACUAUGCACCCGAUAUGAGCAUGGAGGCUCCAACGACGAUUUUGAAGAAGCAGUGAGGUUGUGGUCCAGUGCCGUACAGUAUCGCUUCCAAUCUUCUCCCAUGGCGCUUUCUAUCUGCACCAGGUGGAUAAUUUACGCCAAAAGCUGCCAUACUUCGCUACUGGCUGCAUACGACACUGCGUUACAAAUCCUGCCCAAAGUUGCCGCUUUAUCUUUGACUAUGGAAUUACGUCACCAUGCAUUAGAUUUAGGAACCGAUGGCUUAGCUAGAGAUGCAUGUCAAUGCGCAAUCCAGGCAGGAUCAUUUUCCAAGGCUGUCGAAUUGUUAGAAGCCGGAAAAAGUGUCUUUUGGGCCCAGGUCCUCUCUCUUCGAUCACCGUUUGAUCGACUGUGCGCCAUACAGCCGGAUUAUGCGAAAUUUGCACAUAGGUUACAAAUUAUCGCUCGGGAACUUGAGACGGGCUCACAGAGGAACGUUUCCGCCGAUAUUUUGGACAACCGUACCAGAUUGUCUAUUGACGAAGAAUCGUCUCGCCUUAAUCGCCUCCACGAAGAAUGGGAAGAAAUAAUACUCAAAGUGAGGGGCUUGCCAGGAUAUGAAGAUUUUCUCCGUCCUCCCUGCUACUCAACGCUCAAAACAGCAGCAUCGAAUCAUCCUAUUGUACUUCUCAUCGCCAACUCGGACGAAAGCCACUGCCUCAUUAUAUCAACAACCCAACAUCAUAUCGGGCUUCCAGACAUGGGCGCGCAAUUUUUAAGUGGACUUGUCUAUCUAGUUCGUAUGGCUGUCUCUGAUCUGCCAACAUCACGAUCUAUGCAUGAUGGCAUGCAAAAUAUUUUACUUGAGUCUGAGGUAGGGCGUUUUAUAAGGCGGGGAAUUAGCUUCCAGGAUGAUGGUGAUAUUCCACCCGACUUGACUUUGAAGAUAGUUCUCGUAAUUCUUUGGGAAAUGCUGGUUAAGCCUGUCAUUGAUCUACUUGAUAUCAAGACAGAAAAUUUGCAGAAGUCAGAUAAUCCGCCCAUUAUUCAAUGGUGUGCAACUGGCUAUUUUACUUUCCUUCCUAUACACGCUGCGGGCAUUUAUGCAGAUGACAAUUCGGUCAUCGACUCUGCAGCAGAUUACUUCAUAUCUUCUUACACUCCAACCAUUGGGAUACUGAUCCCAAAGCCGUCCCCUACCCCACCCACCUUUAAGAUGAUGGCUGUUAUACAGCCGCACGAGUUGCCAUCGACCAAUUUGGACUUGCAAAAAAUCCAGGACCAUGUACCCCACGAUGCUCUUAUUUCGAUGGGGAUCCCUGGAUCUCCUGCCUCUGUCGAAACCGUUGCUUCGCACCUCUCAGAAGUAUCCAUCGCUCACUUUGCAUGCCAUGGUCACCAGAAUCCGUCCCAGCCACUGGACAGCUGGCUCAAGCUUGAUGAUGGUCAACUAAAGAUCUCGAGGAUUAUCAAGGAAGAAAUGCUCAAUGGUGGAUUGGCAUUUCUUUCUGCUUGCGAAACUGCUAUGGGCGACAAAAAACUGCCAGACGAAGCUAUGAGCUUGGCUGCCAGAUUAUUAUUUUGUGGAUUUAAGCGGGUUGUCGGUACUAUGUGGAUGAUCAAGGAUGAAGAUGGGCCCGUCGUCGCCGAUGCGUUUUAUCGUGAACUCUUCCGUGGUCCUAAUGGUGAGAAGACAGACAUUCCUAAUGUGUCCAAGUCAGCAUAUGCUCUUCAUGCUGCCGUCAAAGAGCUACGUUCGCGAAAUGUUUCGUUCCGUAGAUGGGUUCCUUUUAUUCACAUGGGACAACGUUGA
Psilocybe cubensis is the source of this 3852-nucleotide messenger RNA. RefSeq lists its product as uncharacterized. The record is from RefSeq and is a predicted model, not a curated record. Bases 1 to 3852 code for a protein of 1283 amino acids. Gene Ontology annotation, molecular function: protein binding. Lineage: Eukaryota; Fungi; Basidiomycota; Agaricomycetes; Agaricales; Agrocybaceae. The transcript has 8 exons.